This is a messenger RNA of Ficedula albicollis (Collared flycatcher), 2332 nucleotides long. RefSeq lists its product as uncharacterized. The transcript has 2 exons. Bases 125 to 1933 code for a protein of 602 amino acids. NCBI's taxonomy places the organism in Eukaryota, Metazoa, Chordata, Aves, Passeriformes, Muscicapidae. The record is from RefSeq and is a predicted model, not a curated record.
CUUUCCCUAGCAGACACCUAUCUUUUCAAACCAGGACAGAUUUUGGCACACAACAGUGGGGCCUGAGGGCAUCGAGAGGAAAGGGUGAAAAAGGAAUAACAGUUCUUGAGUGACCUCAUUUUUUAUGUUAGGUGGCACCAUGUGGUCCAGCUUAACCUGGUUCGGGUUGCACGUGGUCACAGCUAUAUCUCUGGCAUUUGCAACCUUUUAUCUAAACAUGGGUCCUAUAACUAAGGGUACUGUAGCUGUUAUCCAGUUCAUUUUGUGGGUUGAUAUGGUGUGGAAUUCAUGCAUUUUUAACUUUCUCUGGAAGGCGGAUGCAUGGAUUCAGAGCUAUCACACACUAACUGUAUGUUUUUGGGGUUACUUCAAUAAUGGUACUUUCUGUGAAGAAAUGACAGCAGGGGAAAUUUUCUCCCAGCCCUUCACCCAGUUUUUUAGGUCCAUCCCACCAGUUUUUAAAGGGUUCAUAGUCUCUCUAAAUGCUAAUUAUAUCAUACAGUGGCUGGGGUUGCUAUGCCUGUUCUAUUUAGCAUUGAGAGAUAACGGGAGAUUGACUUGGAUAACAACCCUGAUAUCUACCCCAGGGAAUAGGGAUACUGCUGCAGAAACUGACCCUGUCCCGGAGACCAGGGAUGCUGCCCCAGAGCCUGACCCUGCCCCAGGAAACAGGGAUGCUGCCCCACAGCCUGACCCUGCCCUGGAGACCAGGGAUGCUGCCCCACAGCCUGACCCUACACCACAGCCCACCUCAGAAAUGAACCACCCGGAUUGGGUAGGGGUUUCGGUGAGGGAGAUACGUGAGAUAGGCCAGAUGCUGAAGGAGUACCUUUCCCCAGCUAGUGAAAAACCCUCCCCCUGCCUUAAAGAGGGAGAGUCUGAUGGUGCAGCAGUGGAACCCACAAACGUUACAACUGUCCAGGUUCCAGCUGAACCACAAGGGCUCUCACAACCAGCAGGGGAGCCAGAGGUUAUCACCGAGUACCCGUGGUAUGAGAGUCUCCGUAAUCUGCGAAAAGACAUUGCACGGCGGGGCUGUGAGGCUACUACAACCUGGCUACUUCGGGUCUUGGACCUUGUGGGAACAAGUGUGCAACUGGAUGCUACUGAGGCAAGGAAUUUGGGACCCUUGACCCAGGACUCAGGUCUGAAUCAGGUAUUCGUAAGGGAGCCAGGGCCCCUGUCCCUCUGGGAACGGCUUUUAAUGAGUGUGAGAGAGAGGUUUGUCUACAGAGAGAGGAUGCCUGAGCACCAUCGUAGAAGGCCCUGGAAGACCCUUGAGGAAGGGAUCCAGCAGCUGAGAGAAGUGGCAGUAUUAGAGGUACUCUUUGGGAGGGAUGGACAGCAUGACAAUGACCCUGACAAGGUCAGGUGCACAGGACAGAUGUUGUGGAAUUUGGCAACCCUGGGGCCAUCUCAAUAUACUGCUUUUAUUGCAAUGAUUAAUGCUGACAACAAAGAGACAGUGGGUUCUGUCACCAGCCAGCUUAGAAAUUUUGAGAGUAUGAUGGAGGCCUAUGUCUCUGCUGUAGUUAAGGAACUUGAACAGUUAAAAGAGAAGAUAAGGGAGAUGAGGGAGGAGAUCAGGAGGAACAUUUCCCAUAUGGCACGUAUGCAAGUUACAGGCCCCAAAGUCAGAGCCCAAAGUCCCCCAUCUAGGGAGAGAGGGUACACUCCACGAGCUGACCUGUGGUUCUUUCUGCGUGACCACGGGGAAGACAUGAGAAGGUGGGAUGGGAAGCCCACUUAUGUCCUGGCAGCACGGGUGCGUCAACUCAGGGAGGGAAGCACUAACCAAGGGAGUUCUGCUAAAGUGAAAAUAGCCUCAACCUCCCAUGACCAAGGUGUAGGGUAUUACAGAAGGGAGGAUAAUCUAUCAGACCCACUUGAAGGACCCUGUAGUAUGUAUGCCCAGGAAGGAAAUAAUAACUAGGGCUAGAGGGGCCUUGCCUCUAGCCAAGGAGAGGCACAGGAAAACUGAGUCUUUUGGACAGUGUGGAUCCAAUGGCCUGGCACAUCAGAGCCACAGAAACAUAGAGCAUUAGUUGAUACUGGUUCACAGUGUACCCUAAUACCAUCAGAACAUGUGGGGAAAGAACCUGUUUCCAUUGUUGGGGUGACGGGGGGAUCACAGGAAUGCACUUUGCUGGAAGCUGAGAUUAGCCUGACAGGGAAGGGGUGGCAGAAACAUCCUAUUGUAACUGGCCCAGGGGCACCGUGCAUUCUAGGCAUAGACUUCCUCAGGAACGGCUACUACAAAGACCCAAAGGGGUUCAGGUGGGCUUUUGGAAUAGCUGCUGUAGAGACAGAGAGCAUUAAGCAGUUGAACACC